This is a messenger RNA of Helianthus annuus (common sunflower), 1704 nucleotides long. Its product is annotated as F-box/LRR-repeat protein At5g63520. Gene Ontology annotation, biological process: positive regulation of proteasomal ubiquitin-dependent protein catabolic process; protein polyubiquitination. The transcript has 10 exons. Lineage: Eukaryota; Viridiplantae; Streptophyta; Magnoliopsida; Asterales; Asteraceae. The record is from RefSeq and is a predicted model, not a curated record. Gene Ontology annotation, molecular function: protein binding. The coding region runs from base 27 to 1574 and encodes 515 amino acids.
CGGGAAGUGUACGAACUACCACCGAGAUGGCGUCACCGCCAAGCGGAAUCGCUGAAGCUAUUGAUAUCAUCAGUGAAGACCUCCGGCAGUGCAGAAUCGCUGCACCUAUUGACGUCAUCAGCGAAGACCUUCUUCAGAACAUCGUCUCUAGACUUCCGGCAGUCUCCUUCGCCUCCGCCGCUUGCGUCAGCCGCUCUUGGAACGUCGUUUGCGAUCGCGUCCUUUCUCGUCCGAAGCUCGCCUCUGCAUGCUCCUUCAAUCACACUCUCCAGGAUGCUGUAGAAGAGGUGGUUAAUAAAGUAUUAUCGGAGCCGAUUCGUCCUCACUUUGCCAUUGCUUCGUUUGGUGGUUAUCAUGAGGAGAGUUGUUUGGGAGAGGCUCACCAACUCAUUACUGCAGCACUAGGCGCUCAUGUUCCAGUCAUUAGUAAUCAUCCCGACGGAAUAAUUGGAAAGGGUGCAAUCUCUGAUAAAGUCUAUGAGGUUGAGUGGUAUUUUCGUCCAGACGAGGUUGAUUCAGUAAUGUUGAUUGUUGGAUUUCUACCAGGGUUGAAAGUCACAAUAAUCCCGCUUUUAAAGCAAAUUCAGGAACCAGAAACUGUCAUGAUUGACGAAUUUGUAACAGACAUCAGGGAGUUCUCAACUUCGGUUUCAGGGUGUGACUCCCCUGCUGCCAUAAUAAUGUUCGCUGACCAUUAUUAUGCAGACAUGAGAGAGGUUAUAGAGCACUUAGAUUAUGCCAUGUCACCAGAAACCGUCAUUGUUGGUGAUGCUUUAUCUAAGUUCCGAUUUACCAAUGAUGCUCAAUUUGGUAGUUCUGCUGCUGUUUCCUUGGUAUUUGCAGUGGAAAUGAAUAAACCUCCUGGUAUAGGAGAAACUCAAUUUCAUGCUGUAUUAUCAAGCGGAUUGUCACCAGUAGGCCCCACAUACACCACAUCUGUUAUUGAGAAAACUGGUGUUUUUACUGAUAUUGCUGCAAGAAGAGAAGGGUCGGUUGAUAAUAUUGAUGGCGAAACUCUUUUGAAUCAAGUUAAAGAUGAAUUAGGAGGUGAAGAUAAGUUUUGGGAUCUCUUCAUUGGGGUAACAAAGAAAAGAAAAUACUCCAUUCGUCAAGAAAAGGUUGGAAGUAUGACGUCUCUUGCAUUCCAUCUCGUUCUUGGGCGUUCCCCGCGGGGUUUUUAUGUUCAUGGUGGGGGCCUCAAAACCGACGACACAUUCCGUUUUUACUACUCAAAUCCUACCACUGCGCUAUCUUCUACUGCGGCUGUCUCUAGCCAUCUGAGAUCUUUCAAUCAAGGGAGGAACGACACCACUGUCGUUGAUAAGGUGGAGGUGUUCGGUGGUCUUAUAUUCGCUUGUCCUGAUACUUUUGACAAACCAAACAUUAAGAGCUCGCCAUUUUUGGACAACUUUCCCGGUGUGACUCUUGGCGGGAGUUUUUGUAGCAGCAUGAUUGGACGUCGUGUUUUAACCAAGUAUGUUAAAGAAUCUCAAGAACAAAAAGAGGUGCAAUGUUGCGUGCACGUUAACGGUAGUGUCUAUUUGAUCAUGUCAUACACUCCUAGUUUAAAUUAAUUAGAGUAGUUAAUGUGGUUUUUGUAUUGGGAUUUAACGGCAGAAAAUGUUUAUCCUUUUGUGAACUUAGUGAUACUGAGUGUAUUUUUGCAAGUUCUUUGUAAAUGUCAACUUCAAAUUUCAUACUCAA